AACGUUUCUGGAUGCGACCCCUUCGGGAACCCGUGGGUUUUCUUCGUACUCGCUCGCCCUGAUUAGGAAAAUCGCCUUCCGUUCGAUUUAUCCUUUUUAGUGUGUAUAAAAUUCAUUUGUCUGGGAAAUGGAUCUCGAAAUGCAACUGAGGGCCGCGGAGGCGCGCAGGGCCGACCUCGAGAGGCAACAUCAGGAAGCCCUCACGGUAUUGGCCGGCUGUGGCCCCGAUACACUAGAAGCCCGACAAUCCAGAGUAAGGGAAUUGGAAAAGAAGAUCGCUCUGGAGAACGUCCGAUGUGAGGAGCUACAGCUAGAACUCGCCUCGAGCACUCGCACCAGUAGAGGUCCGACGAGUGCCGCAGGCGCCCUCUCCGGCCUCGGUUCGAACUACGGCGCCCCCACCGGAGGCCACCAUCAAUCGUCCUGGUCGCAAACCACUAAAGGUACUGAGAUUGAAAAAAUUAUGGCAAAAAUAGAGCAGGAUAACAGAAUUUUAGCUGAAUUAGACCAUAGUCGCAGUACUACUCUAGGUCAGGGGCUAGCGACAAGCGUGAGCUCUCAUGCUUUAGGGGAGUGUAGCCCGCCGAUUUCGCCGAUUACCAUGUCCCAUACGACACCCAGUAUUUAUCCAAACACAUCGCUAGGAAGUCAGCAUCAUGGCUACAAUCCAGCAGCAGGUACCCUUGGUAAUAGUGGGCCUUCUUACGUGUCAAACCCAGCCAGCGUCGGAGGGUAUAAUUCGACAGCUUACAAUAGUUUGGGACAGCAUUAUGGUACUAAUAAAGCUUUGAUGGGUACCACGGGGUUGAAUAGUCUUGGACAUCAUCAAAUUGGAAUGGGUACUGCUGGGAUGGGCCAACAGUCGGUGCUAGGAACUUUAUCGAUGCAACCAAUGUCAAACCUAGGAACAAACGUGAUAGGAACCUCCCUCCCUUCCACCGGACUAGGAACUUCCAUAGUACCACAGAGCAAUUAUGCGACCAGCUCCAUGGCAAACGCCACAUUCUCCAACGCUCUCGUCUCCACAAACUCCAACAGAAUUUUAGGACAAGUAUCCUCCUACAAUAACCCGAGCUAUAACAAUCCAAUAACUAGCACAUUGAACCAGUACUCGGCCCUUAACCAGUUCUCCAAUCCGUUACCGAUAGUCACCACCAGUUACACCAACGCAGUAACCUUCUCCAACCCGCUCAGUUCACACUUUAACAGUUUGGGGGCGACACCGAUGAGCAUUAAACUGAAAGCGAUGGACGAAGUUGAUCUGGGACAACGCAGGGUUGCCACCCCGGUUACCCCACACCCCCCUCCCUGGACUGGCACCACUGGCAUUACUGACCUGCGUGCUCGCAUGCUUCUUACAGAUGGCCUGGAUUCGGACUGGAGCGGUGGUGGUGGUGGUGUUGGUGGUGGAUUGCAAACUGGCGAUCGGACGUCGUUUCUUAAUGGUCAACAGAUGCAGGGUGAUGGACAGGUGGAUAUGCUGGAUAUACCUGGAAAAGGACGGUGUUCUGUUUAUAUUGCUAGGUUUUCAUACGAACCCGAACCGGAAUCCGAAGAAGAACUGAGCAUAGUAGCAGGAGACUAUCUCCUUGUAUGGGGCGAACCCAUGGGACCAGGUGGAUACCUGGAUGCCGAACUCCUGGACGGCAGAAGGGGAUUAGUUCCAGCCCAUUUCGUACAACGUCUAAUAGGGGAUGAUCUCUUAGAAUUCCACCAGGCGGUGUUGUCAACUUUGCGCGAAGAAGAGAUAAACCAGGAAAAUUUCGCGGCCGACGUUGCCAGACUUAACGAGCUAGCGGAAAUCUCCGAACAGCAAGAGGACGACACGACAGGACCCGAAGGUGAGACAGCUGAUCUGCUGUUUUCCGUACUAGUGCCAGCACCACGUCAGCUGACCCUCGAGAGGCAGCUUAACAAGAGCGUGCUGAUCAGCUGGACCGCUCCGGAGAACGUCGGACCCAAUCAGAUCGAAAGUUACCACGUGUACGUGGAUGGAGUCUUGAAGACUACCAUUAAGGCUACUGAGAGAACCAGGGCGUUGGUCGAGGGAGUGGAUAGUAAUAGGCCCCAUCGGAUCAGCGUACGUUCGGUGACAGCCAAUCGUCGUACAUCACGUGACGCGGCUUGCACGAUGAUCAUUGGCCGUGACACCCACCAAUUGGGUCCAAGCGCAGUGCGUGCCUCAAACAUAACCUCAACCUCGGCGGUCAUCAGUUGGUUACCCGCCAAUUCUAAUCAUCAACACGUUGUGUGCGUUAACAAUGUGGAAGUUAGGACUGUGAAGCCGGGAGUUUACAGGCACACCAUAACUGGUUUGGCUCCUAAUACCCAAUAUAGAGUGACAGUGAGAGCGAAACAUCAUCGGUCUGCGCAGAACGUGGCAAAUUUGGCGGAGGAGUUGCCUAUGCCGGCCGCUGCGCAUACGGAUUUUAGGACACUCCCCAAAGGACUUCCCGACCCCCCUAGUGAUAUAUUAGUGGAGCCAGGGCCCCAAGAUGGUACUCUGCUAGUAACCUGGCAUCCGAUCACCAAUCCGCAUCAUCCAGGUUCUAACGUUACUGGUUACGCGGUAUACGCUGAUGGUAAAAAAGUUACUGACGUUGAUAGUCCAACAGGUGAUCACGCCCUCAUAGACAUCUCCAAGCUGCUAGGUUUAAACCCGCGCCACGUGACAGUGAGGACGAAGGCGAGAGACAGCCAAUCGGCGGACAGCGUGCCCACUCCCAUUCCAAAUAGUGUUUUGAGAGGAGGACCGAUGAGGAGGCAACAGCCUCACAGUGCGGUGAUGCCGGCUCAUCUUCGGCAGCAGAUGCCGAGGAAUCAGCAGCAACAACAGGGCCAACAGAUUAUCGAACCUGAUGAAAACUUAAGCGAUAAAGAGAUAUUUCCGAAUUCGCAAACGCAUAGGCAGCAAAGUGGUAUUCCGUCUAUAGCUCCCCGAUCGCUUACAGAAAUAACAAAAGAAAAUUAUGGAGAAGGGAAUUUUUCCGAGGACGAAAUGGACCCGAGGAACAGGAGGUGCAACAGGAAUCAACAGAGACAAGGACAAAAUAGUAAUCAGCCGCAGCAGAACGUGCAGGUGGGACAGGGACAGCAGUACUAUACAGGCGGGCAGGGACAGCAAGUGGUGCAAAACCAACAGCGGCAAAUGGUCCGCAACCAGCAGCAGCAACAACAGCAACAACAACAGCAACAGCAGCAACCGGGCAUGCGCCCUCUGCCCAAUAACCCCCAAAAGAAAACCACCAUGAUGAUGCGUGGAGACCAAAACUCAAUACCGAAAUAUUUCGUGGCCCUUUUUGAUUAUGAUCCGGCCACGAUGUCGCCUAAUCCAGACGCUUGUGACGAAGAACUGCCCUUUUCUGAGGGCGACACCAUUAAGGUAUGGGGUGAGAAGGACGCCGAUGGGUUUUAUUGGGGUGAAUGUCGAGGUAGAAGAGGGUUUGUGCCGCAUAACAUGGUGAUGGAGUUGGACAACCAUAGCAACCAAGCCAUCCAACAGCACAACAACCAAAACCAAGGGAUGUCAGUGCGGAGGAUGGUUGCUCUGUACGAUUAUGACCCCCAGGAGCUCAGCCCCAACGUGGAUGCGGAACAGGUAGAAUUGAGUUUUACCACCGGCCAAAUCAUCACCGUCUUCGGCGAAAUGGACGAGGACGGUUUCUAUAAUGCGGAAAUCGAGGGGGUGAGGGGGUUGGUGCCUUCAAACUUUUUGGCGGAGGCGCCGGAUCAGUACGGCCCUGGCGGAGCGAUACCUGGACAAGGACAACCUGGUAGAGAUUUUACAGGGCGGGGUUCCCAAGGACAGUCCAGAGGUGCAGGUCCGGGGGCACGUGGCCCCCCUCCACCUCCCAGGGACCAAGGACAAAUGCGCGGUGGACCCACUGCGGUGCCACAAAAUAGAGGCAAAGAUGCCUGCCACCUGUUGUAUAGCUCCUCCUCUCAGUUAGACUCAUCCUUCAACAACACUCAAGCCUCGAUGUCGAACACCAACAACACUACUUCUACUACCGAGCACCAACAGGGGAGACUGCGCGGGAUGUUGAGACCCGGGGGGCCUGGUAACCAACAACAACAACAACAUCAGAACCAAACCAACAUGAUCAACCAACAGCAACAGCAACAAUCCACCACCACCAGCACCAUGGGCAACUUAUUUUCCAGCUUAACGGGUUCGAACCAGCAAACCCAACAAUCGGUUAACCAACAAUCUUACGGACAAACCAACCAGUCCCGGAUACAGCACAAAGGAAUCCCGCAGGUCAUACCGACCGUUGGUAGUGUUGGUAUCGGUAUGCAACAGAACCAACAGCAACCAGGUGGUCAGCAGGGUCAACCGGGUGGUCCUAAUCUGAUGCAGAAAUUGAACGAAAUUACUGCACCCGGUGGUGAUAUUUUAUCGAAAGGGAAGGAACUUAUUUUUAUGAAAUUCGGACUGGGCGGGAAAUAACCCGAACCGCGGAUCGGACGAUAGGGUUUCUUGGUUUUCAGGUUCGUUUUUGACAAUUAUUGACUCGUUUUAAUAUAAUGUUGGUGGUUAUGAAGAGGCUUUUUCGCAGGUCGCAUCUGUAAAGAAGAAUUGUUAUAAAACAAAAAAGUUAUUAUAUAAAAUAUAAACAUAAUCGAAAAGUGUAUUAUAAUAUAUAAUAUAAUUAUAUAAA
Molecule: messenger RNA, 4661 nt
Organism: Anthonomus grandis grandis
Lineage: Eukaryota; Metazoa; Arthropoda; Insecta; Coleoptera; Curculionidae
Product: RIMS-binding protein 2
Exons: 23
Coding region: 128-4450 (1440 amino acids)
Biological process (GO): neuromuscular synaptic transmission
Molecular function (GO): protein binding
Source: RefSeq, a predicted model, not a curated record